AUCGAAAGCAUCGGAAGCAUGUGGCGUGGACCGGUCGUUGUGUUGCUCCUUCUCGUCUGUCGCGAUUCGCUCGAAGCUGGAGGUCGCGACGUCGAAGCAAGUGUGGACGAGUUGUUGCGUCGAGACGUCCGUGAACCGGUCGAACCAUGGUCGGCCUUCGCCACGGAAGUCGAGGAUUUGCUGGGAGAGGGAAACUCGCCGAAAAAAGAGAAAACUGGCAAGAAGGGUGCGAAGAAUGCGUCUGGCAAAUCAGACGAGGGAGGAUACUACAAAACGUACGGCAGCGACGCUGAGGGCGAGAAGGGUUACUUGACGGCAACCUACAGCAAGGGCAAUCACGGCUAUAAGAGCCUCGACACCUUCCACAAGCAGGAUGGCGACAAGUACGCAUUCGAGAAGCACGUUGCCUACGGCAAAGCGCGUGCUGACAAGAAAAGUAGCCACAACGACGAGGCAGCCUCUCGUUCCAGAAAAGCCGGUGAUCACGAGGGUGCAGAUACCAUCGUCGAUACCCAUUAUGCAACCAACGAGGGCGAUCAUCACGACGGUGGCGAAGAACACGAUGCUGAAGCCAACGAUCACGGGAGCUAUACUCACGAAGAUGGCGCUCACUAUAUGGCUCAUGGACCAGAAUCUUCGAGUUAUGGACAUAGUGAAAGCUACACGGAUGGAGAGGGUGAACAUAGUUCUUACGGAAGCUACAGCUCCUACUCGAGAGACUCUGGCGGCGAACACGGUGGUGACGGAGACCAUUACUAUUAAUCCUUUGCCAAAUGGCUGAUGUUUAGUUGUCCGAUUUUCUAUGGAAUGUAUUAUUACGGCAAAAGUGCCUAAUUUCGAGACCAGAACGGUAUAAGUGGAAAUGACGAUAAUUAGAACGAAACAAUGGGAACAAGAAGCGAUAUUUUGUAUAAAUAUCGUCGUCGGUGUAGAAUGAUAUUUCCCUUGACGUAAAAUUGUUUUGAAAAUUGUACGCGAAGGAUUAAAAUUGGCCGAAAUGAAGUUGUUAAAUGUUUGUUCAUGGUUGCUAUAUUUAUAGUAUUAGACGUUUAAUUAAUAGACAUUAGACUUUAUUUUUAGACAUUUUGUGUACAAGUAUAGAAAUAGUUUCUUCCGUAGAGCGUUUAUUGUGAAACUUACUAAAUUAUAAUUUACAAUGUUGUUUCUCUGAUCGCAUAUCUGUUACGAUUAAUAAAUUAUACGAGCUUGUUUAUUUAAUAUCGUGUAUUAAAAAAGAAGAAAAGGCGAGGAAAUAAACGCUCGAUACAAUACUCGAUAGAACUUUUCAAACGUAUCCAAUUAUAUUCACACGAUGUUCUCGAACAGCAGAUUUACGUAUCAAGCGAAAUUCGGAAAAUCCGCUACGUAAAAUGUAAAGCGUGAUAUUUCAACAGCAAUUACUGACAAUUUUUUAAAUUAACGCGUCGAUGUAGAAAAAAUUAUACAAAUUGGACGAGAAACGUAUAAACGAUGGGCUGGACGCGGCACACCGUUCAAUUUCGCGUCAUCAAUUAAGCAUCGAUCAAUUAAAUCCGUAUGAUUAUGAGAAUAAUCUGGAUCAAACGGCUUUCGAUAACAACGAAUAUCGUAUCAUGUGGAAAUGCAUUUUUGCGACGUGCUCGUACAAUAUUCUUAUUAAAUGUUUCAUAAUUAAUACGUGGGUGUCUGUUUGUUUACGACGUUAUCAAAAAUCGAUCGAUAUUGUUUGAUGUAAUCGCGCGAUCGCAGACACGAAACAACUUGUUAGGGGACGAAUUUUCCAUGUGUGCAUUACGCUCGAACUGUCAAUGCUUCCCAUUGUUACUUGACAAUAAUACGAACACCAAUUAUUUUAGAAAUGCAAUGCGCACGCGCGCGGGCGCGUGCGUUCGUUGUGUAACAACGCGUAAUUUUGAUGCCAUGCAAAGGUGGCGCGUUGUUAUUACGAAAUUUAAUGAUAUUACGUUUGUAUCGCAUUGAUGAGCCGAUCUAAAUUGCAAUUGGUCAUCGUUCGCUGUUGUUCGUCGGUGCUCGUUACAUUAACGUUCCUAUAGCCACGCUCCAUUAUUGGCCGGGUAAUUUGUUCGAGAUCCAUAUCAUCGUGUCAAGUGAUAAGUACUAUCGAUCUUGGACGGCCCCGAUAAUUUAUAAUACACUGGAGACGGCGAAAAAAGUAGAUGCAAGUUAAAUUUUAAACAGAACGAGGUAAAGUUAUUUGAGUCGAACCAACUUUCCUACGAUCGAUAUUAUUUGCUAUAUGUGUUUCAUUAAUGUUCAUGUACCAUUGUUUCAAAAUAAUUGGCUAAAGUAUCCGGAUAUUUAUGAGCCUUGUUGUAUCUAUUUUUUCUUAGUCAGAUCGAUAAUAUUGGUUUCCAGAUUAAUUUGGUAGAGGGUAUUUUUGUUGUCCUACUGAGAGAUAAUAAUUGAAAAAUAGAUAAAAAGAAUUGACAGAAAAUCAAUUCUCACGGCAAGAAAUAUAUACGUUUUAAAUGGAUUCGUCUGGGUACGGUUUUAUACGACUCGAUUUGCGAGAAAGGUUUUUCAACUAUUUUCGAAAAGAUUUGACAACCGUUGUAUUAAU
Messenger RNA from Bombus pyrosoma, 2560 nucleotides. RefSeq names its product filaggrin-like. The annotation marks the transcript as partial. The record is from RefSeq and is a predicted model, not a curated record. The transcript has 3 exons. Lineage: Eukaryota; Metazoa; Arthropoda; Insecta; Hymenoptera; Apidae.